Messenger RNA from Scatophagus argus, 3499 nucleotides. Its product is annotated as PHD finger protein 20-like. NCBI's taxonomy places the organism in Eukaryota, Metazoa, Chordata, Actinopteri, Scatophagidae. Gene Ontology annotation, biological process: regulation of transcription by RNA polymerase II. Gene Ontology annotation, cellular component: NSL complex; nucleus. The transcript is spliced from 19 exons. The coding region runs from base 108 to 2483 and encodes 791 amino acids. The record is from RefSeq and is a predicted model, not a curated record.
AAUCCUCCAAUAGUUGGACAGAUAAACACAAACCAGCUGAACGCCUGGGUUCGCGCAUGCGUUUUUCCAUCACUGUAUGAGUGCAGCGUCCAUGUAGCGCGAGCAGAAUGAAAACAACAGAAAAACACGAUGACAGCGUCGUAUUUGAAGUGGAGAUGAAGACUCCUCCGGACAGAUCAGGAAUUGUCUUUGAAGUUGGAGCUCAGCUGGAAGCUAGAGACCGCCACAAGAACUGGUACGCAGCCACGAUUGAGAGAAUUGACUACGACAAAGAACGCGUCCUGAUCCACUACCGCCAGUGGAGCCGUCGACACGACGAAUGGUUUCAGUGGAGCUCGCCGUACCUGCGGCCGCUGGAGCGAGUCAGUCUGAGGAGGCAGGGCCUGAAUCCACCGUGUUCACAGCCGGUGUUUGUGUCGGGCACAAAGGUUCUGGCCUGUUGGACAGACUGUCGUUUCUACCCGGCCAAAAUCCUCAGCGUCAACAGGGACGAUUCCUACACCGUGCGGUUCUUUGAUGGUGUGGUUCGGACUGUGAAGCCCACAAAGGUCAAACCUUUCCAGGAAAAGUCCAGAUCUGAGAAGAGUGCAGUGGGAAGCGAGGGAUGGGAGGAAGGGGAGAGUGAGGAUGAGAACGGUGGAGAGAAAGAGAAAAUGGAGAUGGAGACAUCUGAGCAGAAGGAAGUUGAGGAGGCCGAGGAGGAGAGGAAGAGGAAAGCCGAACCUUCAUUCUCCCUCCCACCAGUGAAAAAGAAAACAGAUGACAGUAGAAGCAGUGGAGCUCAGAAUCAGCCAAUCAAAAUGGACUCCACCCAGCCAAGUCUUCCUAACCCUGCUCACAUUGACAGAGAUGUCCUGUUGGAGCGUCAGGCCCACCUGCCCACUACACACAAAUUCAGCAGAGAACCACUGUACCGGGUGAUAAAGAACCAGCCCCCUCCCAUUCUCUCCAUUGAGUUAGACCACAACCCAUUCAAAUGUCUCACAGAGGGCUGCACCAAGUCGUUCAGGAAGGCGAGUCUGCUGCACUAUCACAUGAAGUACUACCACUCGGACCAGCAGCUGGACAAGCACAGCAGUGAGCAGGAGGCACCGAGGGGGAAACGACCAUCUUUCAAGGGCGCUGACUCCAUGUCAGAUGUUAAGAAGGAGGACCAAAACAAUACCUGUCACCGUGGCGACAGAGAGCACAGCACCAUGGGAACAGCUGAAGUGAUGAAGGACGGGGGGGGGGACAAAACAGGAGGACAGGACAGGAAGGAGAGGAAGAACUUCUUGAGAGUCAAACUGAAGAAGAAGAAAAAGAAGAAAAAGAAGAAGAAAAGUCAGCCAGGACUUUGCAGCAGUGAUGAUGAGAACUCAGACAGACCUCCGAUCACUCUGAAGCUUUCCACCGAUCAUCACGACACACUCACACAAGUGGACGACGGCAGCGACUGGUCCACGCUGACGGCAGAGAGCGGAGAGGACACGCCCUCUUGGCCCGUUGCUAUGGAGACAGAGGACUGUGAGGUGGUGAGGUGUGUGUGCGAGGUGGACGAGGAAAAUGACUUCAUGAUCCAGUGUGAGUCCUGUCUGUGCUGGCAGCACGGCACAUGCAUGGGUUUAUAUGAAGACGGCGUCCCUCACAACUACAUCUGCUAUUACUGCAGGCACACCGCAGGCUGGAGGUGGUCUCAGCGUUUCCUGUCAGAACCUGAUUUGCUGAUAUCUGGUCACAUGUUUGGCCUGUCGUGUGUGAAGGAGAACUACUCUGAGAUCAACGCCUCCAAGAUCUCGCACACCAGCCGCCUGCUGGCACACAUACACGGCCUCAAUCAGGUCCUCAGUGGGCUGCAGCUGCAGAUCAGCCUGUUACGCUCUCCAUCCCAUCCCGAUCUGCAGCUGUGGAGGUUGCCAUGGAGACGAGAGGAGAGUCAAAGGUUGACGUCCAGCCCGAGAGGAGAGACUCCCCUCUGUUAUGUCAGCAGUGAGCACUGCUACCAAAAGCCUGGAGCAUCAUGGGAAAAAUCAGAGGAGAGGGAAAAGGAAAGGCAGACGGCUGCCGUGAAGGACGAGGAAAACACUAAGGAGAAGGAAAUAAAACCUGAAGAUGUCGACAAGAAGCCAGCUCAUGUCAAAACGGACACAAACAUGGCGACGCCCUCGGACGCAUCCCGAGACGCCUGCGUGAAGAGAGAGAACCACACAUGGACUGACAGCGGCAAACACGCACACACUCAGACACACGCGCAGGAGCCUCGUGUAGCGUCUGUGGCCGAGUGUCAGCUGAACCUGCUGGAGCAUGUCGAGUCCCUCCACCACCAGAUCAGUGCCAGGAUGGACCUGAUAGAGCGGGAGCUGGACGUGUUAGAGUCCUGGUUGGACCACUCAGGCGAGCUCGAACCUCCUGACCCUUUGUCCCGCCUCCCGCAGCUCAAACAGCGAAUCAGGCGGCUGCUGUGUGACCUGUGCACUGUGAGACGCCUGUCGGUCUGGCGCUGACGCGCUUCCCUCCUCGAAUAGACAACAUGGACGGACAGAGCGCGACACAUCGAAGUCUGUCGAGAAAAACGUUUCCUUCUUCAGUCGCAUGGCAGCAGCGCCCUCUGCUGGAGAGAAGGUGCACGGACAACAUGUUUUUAAAAACUGUUCCAUUAAACUUUGCAGGUACCAGAACAUUUCCUAAUGGCCUUCAGCAGGACGUCAUGCCGACCACAUGAUGAUGACAGGCUCGAUUGGUGGCUGUACUGACUCGACAUGUGACCUCAUCAGAGUUUCAACUGAAUGUUUCAUUGUUUUCUGUCAGUCCUUACUAACACUCACUGAUGAGGCGUGGACAGAUUUACAGAUUUCAUAUUAACAUUAAUAACAAAUAACAAUAACAACUACAGUGUAACAGAUAUUUAGCUCAGAGUCACGCUUUCAUAAGUUAGAUAUUUGUCAAGGCAAAGAUUUUGUAACUGUGCUAUAAUUGAUCCUAGCUGUAAAGAUCUCUUUGAAAUGAAAAGGAAGGCCUAAUCAGCCUCAGCACCUCUGUGCUCCGUUUGCCCUCUUCUGAUGUUUCGUUCUCAGGAUUGUUCAUCAUCCUCUUCAGUUAGAAGUUAAUACUGAGCUAAGAGGUUCCACUAGCUGUUGGUUUAGUAGCAUCAGUUAUCAGUUAAGAAGCUAGUUAGCUUACCUGCUAAUGCGACAGUCGGGCUGUGAUGACUUUGCAGACGCAAGUAGGUCAGUCUGAUUUUAUUUUUUUAUUUGACUUUUUCACUGCGGUGUGAACAGCACAAACCACAUGGAAUCUUAUCUUUUCUGUUCUGAUUUGGAACACGCUAAUAUGUUCUCUUAAAAGACGGCAGCUAAUCGAUUGAUCGACCGGUCAUUGCUGCUCCACGGACUUUGGUGGCCUCCAUCUUUACUUGUGUGUGACUGUGUGCUACAUGUGACUAGUUCACACUGGAAUGUGAUACCGAACGCAUAUAAAUAAUAAUGAUGGAACAGCUACACACACAAAAAAAUCAGAUUUU